CUUCUCCUCCAGCAGCAUCCACAGCCACACACGACACAGCGGCUCACAGGCAGCAGGAAUACCGUGUGUGUGAGUGAGUGUGAGAGAGAAAGAGUGACCAGCAGCAUCAUGACCAUCAGAAACACUCUCCGGGAUCAUGGACAGAGGUAUCGACCACGGAUGGCAUGUCUCAAGAAGGCAGAGAAGGUGCUGCUGGAGAUGCAGGACCCCAAAACAGGAGUCAAGUCACAGCCUCAGAGACUGGUUAUCACAACAAUACCACAUGCCAUAACUGGUGAAGACAUACUGUCUUGGUUAGCAGACAGAUUUCAAGUAGACACACAAGAGGCGAGGAACGUUGGCUCUAUGCUGGUGGCACUAGGAUACAUCUACCCUCUACAAGACCACAAACGCCUGGUGAUCAAACCUGAUGCGUCCCUUUAUCGAUUCCAGACACCAUACUUCUGGCCCACACAGCAGUGGCCUGUUGAGGACACAGAUUACGCCAUCUACUUGGCGAAAAGAAACAUACGGAAAAAAGGAAUCCUGGAGCUACAUGAGCAGGAGCAGUACAACCGACUUCACAAAUGGAUGAAUCAUAAAUGGGAUUUUAUCGUGAUGCAAGCUAAAGAACAGUACAGGGCAGCAAAAGAGAGGAAGAAACCAGACCGCGUAGUUUUUGACUGCCAGGAGAGAGCCUACUGGGUGGUUCACAGACCUCCGCCAGGUACUGUGAGUGCUAUGGACUAUGGACUUGAGAGAAGAAUAGAACCCAAUGCAGACGAGACAAAAACACCUGACUUCUAUGAGAGAAUUAUGAUCUUCACUCAGCAGUCUAUCAUGAGGCCCAGAGUGAAGUCGUCUGUGUCCAUUGGCGCACUGGUGAAAUACUGUGCCACCUAUAACAACCACGACCCCUUCCUGUCCAAGUGCCUUCCCAGCAACCCCUGGCUCACUGAUGAUAUCACAUACUGGAACCUGAACAUGACCAAUGUGGCAAUACCGACCAAAAUGCGUGUGGAGCGAUGGACGUUCAGCUUUGGAGAGCUGCUCUCAGACCCUCGAGGACGAGAUGAUUUCAGACUCUUCCUGAAGAAGGAAUUCAGCGGUGAGAACUUGGCAUUCUGGGAAGUUUGUGAAGAUCUGAGGUGGGGCGCUGCGGUGACAAUGAGAGAGAAAGCAGAGCAGAUCUACAAGACCUUCUUGGCACGUGGCGCACCACGGUGGAUCAACAUUGACGGAAAGACAAUGGAAAUCACAGUUAAUGGCCUGAAACACCCACACAGAUAUGUCCUGGACGCAGCACAAACUCACAUCUACAUGCUCAUGAAGAAGGACUCGUAUGGACGAUACUUGAAAUCUCCAGUCUUUAAAGACACGGUGAAGAAGGCCAUUUGUCCUGAAGAGCAAAAGUUCACUGACGCCCAGCUGGAGCAGAAUGCGAAGAAUCGGCGGCCCAGUCUCAGCCCCAUCGUCCUCCGGCAGCAGGAGCAGGAGCAGAGAGCCAAGAUGGCGGCCAAUGCCCCGGUUGACAUCACACAGCUGUGCCGGUUCACCACUCCUGUCCCCCACCUUGCCGUCUACUCUGGUAUCACUGACUCCCCACCUGCCCACACCUCACCCUCACUUCCAUUCCUGGCCAACACAACGGCCUGUCCGUCCCCCAUCAGUGUGGCCUUAGACAGCACCUCGGCCUCGGAGCGGCGAGUGGAGGCCAGUGAAGGAGAAGAAGUGGAGAACCCAGAAGCCCGAGCCCCCAUCAGCAGAAAUGUGUCCAAGUCUCGCGUGCCUCUCUCACUCCGGCGUCUGCUGAAGCGAGGCUGCACCCCUGCCACCAUGUUUGCCAGCCUGUCGCCUAAAUACCACUCAGCUGCCGGGACAAGUACUCGCAUUAAGCCAAUCUGCCCGGAUCAACCCAGCCAGGCUCCUCCCAGGAGGAUUGGCAAUUUCUUUCAGAUUAAAGUGGAUAUUCCUCCAGAGUGUCGCAUCUACCCCAUAGAGUCUGAGGAUGAAGAUGAGGAGAACAGGGCUGCCUCUCGGGGAGGAGUGGGAGCCAAGGAGAUUAUCUGCCCCUGGGAGAGCCUCACUCCACAGAAUGAGAUUGGCCAGUAGGAUAGAUUUUCACACAGGUAUUAAAGCAGCGGUUUUGAAUCUGUUUGGAAUACAUUCAUUGAGAGUAUAUGAACAGCUGUGACUGAGAUAAAUGAUUUCACUCGGCGUAUUAAUGGGUAAACUCUCAGCAUUUAGAGUGUCCUGGUAUAAACGUGGAUAUAAAUUCACCAUCAGGCCAAACUAGGCAAUCUGAGAUACUUUAGAGACGCCUGAACAUCUACAAUAGACUAAUGGUCAACUUGCUACAUCCAAACUCCUUCAAUUGUAUGUUAUAAGUAUUAAACAUUCACUGCCUGGAGGCUUUAAAUGACAAAUUUAGUUGUUCACUGUAGCAUAAUCCUCCUCUCCACGGCCCACACAGAGCAACAGAUGGGAUUUUUAAAAUACUGAUACCAAAAAUAGUGACACAAGACCCCUCUCAUAUUCCCCUAAAAAUAUUGACCCAACGGUCUCAGCGAGCUAUGGCCCUGCAAAUGUGUUGACCAACACAUUCAAUCAAAGGUUGGGUUCAUCCAUGUUCUGGCUUAUUUUUUUGGCAAAAGUGCGUCUGUCAAUUUUACACACCUGCAAAACAAAUGCUUUAAGUAGAGGAAGCCUUUAACUACAGCCUUAAUCUCACCUACUUUCACUGAGCCAGCUGUUACACUUUGUUAAGGUUGCUGGGUUUUGUCGGGACGAGAGGACAACACGUGCUGGAGCUUUCACAUUCAAACUAUAAGAAACGCAGCCCCAGCAACAGCCUUACCCUCCUUUACACACGUGCAACUUUCUUUUGCUCUUGUUGUUGUUGUUGUACAAAUCAGGCAUACAGUAUAGGCAUGGCAACAAAAAACACGUACUUGUGAACAUCUGAAAAUGUUUUGUUUUGCGAUUGCCAAGGAGCGCAUAUAACAAUGACGUUGUUACACAAAAACUUCAAUGUUUACAUCCUAGUUAGUGGUGAGCCAAAGCAGACAGACACCUAUAGACUCUGCCUGUGCACAUGUCUGCUAAAAAUGUGGAUAAUGUCUUUAUAUACAGUAUUUACUGAAAAAUGACCAGUUUUUCUCAAUGUGGAGACGUGUUCUUGUGCUGCUAAAUAGUCUUAGAUGCCUCAUCCCUAAUUUACCUCUAAAAACACAUGACGUGAAAUGACCGAACACAUGCUUUUUUUUUAACGAAUUGCGUGCAUGUGCACUCUUCGUGACUGGACAGGAGCACUAUAAUGGGAGGUCAGGGUGAGUCAUAGUUUUGUAUUUGGCUCCACUGAAUGUUUUGUACACCUUGUGUAGCUGUUGUAGCUGUCGUUUACCGUACACUACCCUGAGCAUUGGUAGUGGAGGUGGUGCGAGGUUUGGGUGGGUGGGGGUCGUGUGAAUUCACUGCCAGAAUGUAAUAUUCCUACUUUGUUUACAGAUGCAAGAAUGUGGAAAAGUACCUUACAUUUGUUGUAUUUGAUUUGUACAUUCCAUGGCUUGUGUCAAGUGCCUCAAUAAAUGAUUGUCUUAA
Molecule: messenger RNA, 3579 nt
Organism: Solea senegalensis (Senegalese sole)
Lineage: Eukaryota; Metazoa; Chordata; Actinopteri; Pleuronectiformes; Soleidae
Product: regulator of G-protein signaling 9-like
Exons: 19
Coding region: 109-2091 (660 amino acids)
Biological process (GO): regulation of G protein-coupled receptor signaling pathway; G protein-coupled receptor signaling pathway; intracellular signal transduction
Source: RefSeq, a predicted model, not a curated record